UUGCAUCCAUAGCCUGUGUUCUUAUCCAAUAUGCCAAAUGCCUAGCGGUCUGAAAACCAUCCUUCCACGAGGUUGUUAUCUUCCUGCUCUUUCUCCCAGACUUGUUCUUUCCUUCUAGAAAGGUUUAGGAGCUUUGGGCAUGAGAGAGGAGAGCAAGCAGGAGGAUUGGGAGGGUAAGGGGAGUGCGAAGAAGGGAUUUGAAGGAGACAGUGGGGAAGUCUUGAGGGGUUUCUCUAGACCCAUAGGGGGCAGCCGGAGUCGGCUACCGGAGGUGCGGGGGCGGAGAAAGAAUGGGGACCAGCCCCGCGGGGGGGCGAUGCGGUAGCUGCAGCGGCGGCCGCAGGAGUUUCCCACAAUGCAGCGCGGCGCGCUGUCCCCGGUGCUGAUGCUCAGCGCUGCCCCGGAGCCUCCGCCGUGCCCGCCUCCCGCCCUUUCCCCGCCGGGCCCCAGCCCCCGCCAUGGGUCGGCUCGGUCCAGUCCUGCCCCAGAGCCGUCGGGGGGCCUGGGUGCGGCUCUCGACAGCAGCCUGCGGGCCGCCGUGGCGUUUAAGGCGGAGGGUCAGCGCUGCUACCGAGAGAAGAAGUUCCGGGAAGCCAUCGGCAAGUAUCAUCGGGCACUGCUGCAACUGAAGGCGGCGCAGGGGGCCCGCCCUGGAGGCCUGCCCGCUCCCGCCCCCGCCCCCGGGCCCGCCACCAGCCAAGGGCCAGCCCGCCUCAGCGAGGAGCAGCGGCGCCUGGUGGAGAACACGGAGGUGGAAUGUUAUGACUCUCUCACUGGCUCUGCGAGUGUCGGUCGUGGUGCCCCCGCAGCCUGCCUGCUGCAGUCGGAGCUGGUGAACUACGAGCGGGUGCGCGAGUACUGUCUCAAGGUGCUGGAGAAGCAGCAGGGCAACUUCAAGGCGACCUACCGCGCCGGCAUUGCCUUCUACCACCUGGGCGACUAUGCACGUGCUUUGCGCUACCUGCAGGAGGCCCGCAGCCGGGAACCCACAGGGGCCACUGAAGAGGGAGCACAGCAGGUGCAUGGCACAGGGUGUGGGAGCAGGGGCAAGAUAAGUUUUCCUGCUGAGCAGUUUGGAGGGAACAGGCUUCUUACAGUUAUCACUGGAGGGUAAGAAGUGUGACGGGAGUCUCUGAGAAGAGGCAUUCCUGGCAGAGGGCACAGCAGAUGCAGAAGUGUGGACGUGUGACACGCCCUGCUCUGCUUGCUCGGUUGGGGCUUUGGGAGAAGGGCUCUGGCUCUACCAGCCGUGGCGGGGUGGGCCGCCGAAGGCCGGGGACCAUGAAGUGUGAGCCGAGGUGGUGCAGAUGUCACCUGCUGCCCCGGGACACGCAGAUAAUGCCCUGCCCAC
Molecule: messenger RNA, 1351 nt
Organism: Orcinus orca (killer whale)
Lineage: Eukaryota; Metazoa; Chordata; Mammalia; Artiodactyla; Delphinidae
Gene: TTC9B
Product: tetratricopeptide repeat domain 9B
Exons: 3
Coding region: 356-1114 (252 amino acids)
Molecular function (GO): protein binding
Source: RefSeq, a predicted model, not a curated record